AUGGAAGUACAAGUCAAUUUGGCUGGUAUUUUAGAUGUGCAGCUUGUUGAUGAACAUGACAGAUAUCUAGGCCUUCCUCUGCAUGUGGGAAAAUCAAAAACUGCCAAGUUUGAAUAUAUCAAAGAAAAAGUGACAAAGAAGCUAUGUGCAUCUUUUUUCUGGGGUGAUACAGAUGAGAAAAAGAAAGUGCAAUGGAGAAGUUGGGAAAGAAUGUGCCUUACUAAAGCAGAAGGCGGAAUGGGGUUUAAAAUUAUAUACGCAUAUAAUCUUGCAAUGCUUGCGAAACAAGGUUGGCGUAUACUUUCCAAACCGCAUUCUCUUAUUGCUCAAAUUUUCAAGGCAAGAUAUUAUCCUCAUAGCUCUUUUUUGGAAGCUGAACUAGGAGAAGCCCCAUCUUUCUCUUGGCGCAGCAUCAUGCAAGGCAGAAAAGUUCUGAAAGCAGAUUUACAGUGGAAAAUAGGCGAUGGAAAAAAUGGGGUCAUUUGGAAUGAUAAAUGGUUGCCUCUUUCUACGCCUGAAUUCAUUCAAAAACCUGUUGACUGUACUCUAACCAGGGUGAACGAACUCAUCAAUGAACACACGAGAGAAUGGCAUUCUAAUGUGAUUACUGCUACUUUUCCACCUUACAUUGCAGCAAAAAUUAUGUGUAUUCCACUUAGCAGGAAAACCACUUCUGAUAGGUUGAUAUGGUUUCCAGAAAAGAAGGGUAUGUUCUCUGUCAAAACUGCAUAUUGGAUUGCAAGGAAUCAGGUGUUAUCAGAAGUUCUUACCACCACCUCAUCUGGUAACCCUUUCUCAGUGUUAUGGAAAAAGUUGUGGGCAGCAAAAGUCCCUGGUAAAGUGAAAAAGAAUACCAUAAAGCCAAUAGCAGUGGAAAACAGCACACUGACAGUGAAAAAAGUUUGGAAACCAGCUAGCAAUGGCAACAUGAUCUUGAAUGUGGAUACUGCGUUUCUUCCAAACCAACACAGAGAAGGAAUUGGGGGUGUUCUAAGAGAUGCGGCAGGUAACUUCAUUGCUGCAUUUACCAGGUCUAUUUCUCACACUGCAUCGCCAAAACAGUGUGAGCUACUAGCUAUCAGAGAAGGAAUGGAUAUGCUAUACUCACUACAAACAUGCAAUGUGCAAAUCCACAGUGAAUGUCAAGAGGCAGUGGCAGAAGUCAAAACACCUGACUAUGAGUUGUUAGCUAAUGGUGGAAUUGUGGAUGACAUUAGGCUUGUUCAGCAGAAAUUGAUGAAUGUGUGUCUGAAACACAUACCCAGAACUUGUAACAUCAUUGCUCAUAGACUAGCAGCUAUAGCUUUUAAGGACAAUCUAACCUGUACUGGGCUAGACUAUCCCCCAGAUUGUAUCACUGAUAUCCUCCAGAUCGAAAUUGAAAGACUCCAUUGA
Fragaria vesca subsp. vesca is the source of this 1395-nucleotide messenger RNA. RefSeq names its product putative ribonuclease H protein At1g65750-like. Bases 1 to 1395 code for a protein of 464 amino acids. NCBI's taxonomy places the organism in Eukaryota, Viridiplantae, Streptophyta, Magnoliopsida, Rosales, Rosaceae. The transcript has 3 exons. The record is from RefSeq and is a predicted model, not a curated record.